Aedes aegypti (yellow fever mosquito) is the source of this 830-nucleotide messenger RNA. It is a transcript of the gene DENR, whose product is annotated as density-regulated protein homolog. The record is from RefSeq and is a predicted model, not a curated record. Gene Ontology annotation, molecular function: mRNA binding; translation initiation factor activity. Lineage: Eukaryota; Metazoa; Arthropoda; Insecta; Diptera; Culicidae. Gene Ontology annotation, biological process: formation of translation preinitiation complex; translation reinitiation. Bases 114 to 737 code for a protein of 207 amino acids. The transcript is spliced from 2 exons.
AUCAAUCCACCGCACGCUUCGUGUUUAUGCUGUUUAUGUGUAAAUUUUGCUCCUGCUCAGACAUCGCCUAAAAUAAUAGUUUGAUAGUUUCUCAAUUUUCUCACAGAAAAAGGAUGGUCAGUGAAAUCCCGGAAAAGCUGAAAAUCGGCCCCAAGGAUGGGGUCAGCUAUCCACUGUCGGUGCAAUACUGCGGAAACUGCUCGAUGCCUCUGGAGUACUGCGAAUACUAUCCGGAGUACGAGAAGUGCAAGCAGUGGCUGGAGAAGAACCUUCCGCUGGAGUUCGAGCGGUUGAAAACCGGCGGCGGCGCAGUGGCGGGUGGAACUGGAACAGCUGGAGGUGGAUCCGGCGAGGGUGCUUCCGGUGGGGCAGAUGGCGAAGGUGCGACUGGAGGAGGAGGCGAGGAAGACAAGAAGCGACAGAAACGCGGAGGCAAAGGCAUGAUGAAGACAAAGAAAGCGAAGGACGACGGACCGAAGAAGAUUUGCCUGUCGCGGUCGGCUCGCGGCAAAAAGAAGUCCGUCACGGUCGUCACCGGAAUGGCCACCUUCGACGUGGACCUCAAGGUGGCGGCCAAAUUCUUCGGGACGAAGUUUGCUUGUGGCUCGUCCGUAACCGGAGACGACGAGAUUGUGAUCCAGGGCGACGUGAAAGACGACCUGUUCGAUGUGAUUCCGGAGAAGUGGCCGGAAAUCGACGAGGACUUCAUCGAAGAUUUGGGCGAUCAGAAGCGAUAGAGGCCGUUGGGAUCCAAAAUGAACGUUUGCAGGGGUUCCUUUAGCUUCGAGUCGAGGCAUUAAGCGUAAUAAAUUGUCUUUUAAAUAUUUAAA